Messenger RNA from Hippocampus zosterae (dwarf seahorse), 3204 nucleotides. RefSeq names its product F-box/LRR-repeat protein 3-like. Gene Ontology annotation, biological process: G2/M transition of mitotic cell cycle; entrainment of circadian clock by photoperiod; regulation of cell cycle. Gene Ontology annotation, molecular function: protein binding. The transcript is spliced from 6 exons. The coding region runs from base 372 to 1667 and encodes 431 amino acids. Gene Ontology annotation, cellular component: SCF ubiquitin ligase complex; cytosol; nucleus. NCBI's taxonomy places the organism in Eukaryota, Metazoa, Chordata, Actinopteri, Syngnathiformes, Syngnathidae. The record is from RefSeq and is a predicted model, not a curated record.
AUUAGCGCCCCCGGUUGACCUUUCACUGUAAGCGCAGGCAGGUCAGGCAGUCGAACGGCUUUCUCGACGCCAGCAACGCAAACGCCAUCUUAAACUGACUGACUUAACUACUGAAUCAGCAGCCCUGUGGGACGAAUCUGGGUCAGGCAUUCGGAGACGAAACGGCGUCUGGAAAUCUCCACUCUUCGCAUCCUCGCUGAUAUUUACCAAUCUCUCGAUCAAUCGCGACGCUUUAUGGUCCAAUGUGUUUGAGCGGUCGGGCAGCCCGAACGCAGUUUUGUUGUGUCGGACCUGGUUGACGCUCACUGGUAGCUUUUUUAUAACAAGCAGCUGACUGAGGUGAAAUCAGUCGACCAUUUGUAACCUCCAGGAUGAAACGAGGACUCCAGGGAACUAAACAGGAGGAUGGGGGCGGCACCAGUAGCGGGUCUCUCAAGCGGUCUCGUAAACAGAGGAGGGACACGGAACUUGACGAAGAAGCGGUCCACUGGGAAUGCCUGCCGCAGGAGAUCCUUCUCCACAUAUUCCAGUACCUGCCUCUGCUGGAUAGAGCGUAUGCAUCUCAGGUGUGCCGAGGCUGGAACCACGCUUUUCACAUGCCUGAGCUGUGGCGUUGCUUUGAGUUUGAGUUGAAUCAGCCAGCCAGCUCCUACCUGAAGGCCACACACCCGGACCUCAUUAAGCAAAUCAUCAAAAGGCACGCCGACCACUUGCAGUACGUCAGCUUCAAGGUGGACAGCAGCAGAGAGUCGGCAGAAGCGGCAUGCGACAUCCUCUCCCAGCUUGUUAAUUGCUCUCUGAAAACGCUGGGCCUCAUCUCCACGGCUCGGCCCAGCUUCAUGGAGAUGCCUAAGUCUCACUUCAUCUCAGCAUUGACGGUGGUUUUUGUCAACUCCAAAUCGUUGUCCUCCCUGAAGAUUGAUGACACGCCCGUGGACGACCCCUCCCUCAAAGUACUCGUGGCCAAUAACAGCGACACGCUGAAACUGCUGAAAAUGAGCAGUUGUCCUCACGUGUCACCCGCAGGCAUCCUGUGUGUGGCGGAUCAGUGCCACGGUCUGCGGGAAUUGGCCCUCAACUACCAUUUGCUGAGCGACGAGCUCCUCAUCGCGCUCUCCUCAGAGAAGCACGUUCACCUGGAGCACCUGCGCAUUGACGUGGUGAGCGAGAAUCCGGGCCAGCAGUUCCAUACAAUCAAGAAGAGCAGCUGGGACGCCAUGGUGCGCCACUCCCCGAAAUUCAACCUGGUCAUGUACUUCUUCCUGUACGAGGAUGAGUUUGGCCCCUUCUUCCGCGACGAGCUGCCCGUCACGCAUCUGUAUUUCGGCCGCUCGGUCAGCAAAGACGUGCUGGGCCGCGUGGGGCUCACCUGCCCUCGCCUGGUGGAGUUGGUGGUGUGCGCCAACGGGCUGCGUCCGCUGGAUGAGGAGCUGAUCCGCAUAGCUCAGCGCUGCACGCAGCUCUCGGCCAUCGGCUUGGGAGAGUGCGAAGUGUCUUGCAGCGCCUUUGUGGAGUUUGUCAAGAUGUGCGGAGACAGACUGACCCAGUUGUCAAUCAUGGAGGAAGUGCUUGUUCCGGAUCACCGCUACGGGCUGGAUGAUAUCCACUGGGAGGUGUCGAAGCAUCUGGGCCGCGUCUGGUUCCCUGACAUGAUGCCCACCUGGUGAAGUCGUUCCAGGGUGUGGAGCUGCGGCGAGAUUUUUUUUUUUUUUUUUGGAGCGUUAUUGCGAAAAAAUGAAAUGUACUCAAGUACAUUUUACAACAUGGACAAAAUUCCAUCGAUUUAGAUUUGGAGCUAAUCCCGUGGGUUCCAAAAGAAAUCUCUUCAAAUUGUUUUCACGUCUGCCAGGCUGUUCUUUGUAUAUAUUUAUAUAUAUCUCUCUAUAUUUUUUUCUGUAUAUUUAUGUAUCUUUAAAUUAAUUGUUUUUGUUUUGACGAAAAACUUCAGCGCUUUGUUCUCUCGGUAACGUACAGAUUGGACAGAAGCAGAUUUUAGGGAUGACGUUUCCCGUGCGAAUCAACAGAAAUGUUUUGGAAUGUAGGGGACAUUGCGGCAGUGGUAUCCUGGACGUCCGUAUGUAUUUAUUGAGUAAUAAACCGUACACCUCUGACAUAAAGGAGAACCUUUCAAAUUGGAAUCACAAUCUGCUUUGAAUUUCAGCUUUUUACAGACAGUCCACCUUUGACAUUGUCUCCAGUAUACGGAGGCAACGGGGUGAAAGAAACACUUUUAAUGGCCCUCACAGAUCGCACGGAGAGAUUUGCAGUGAAUAACCUUUAAAAGCUCACAUUUUUGUCGGUGCGAUUAAAAAUUUCUUCGUCGUAGGUUUCGGGGUGAACCACUAAAACCAUAUAAAGAAGUCCAGAAUAAGUGUUGAUUCAACUAAUGUUUUAGUUACUAUCGUGAGGGGUUUGGUAACAAAAAAAAUAUCCUUUGAAUAGAUCUCUUAUUUAUUACAUAUACAUAUGGCUUUCGUGGGCCACAUAAAAUGAUGUGGCGGGCCAGAUCCGGCCCUCGGGCCUUGGGUUUGACACCCGUGUACUAAGCAGUUAUCCAGUGCUUGGCAGUUUUCGUCUCUGAAUGAAUUCUGGGUAUAUCCGUUGUUCUUCAUCGCCAAGUAUUUUAACUCAAGUUUUUUUUAAAAAGGCACCCACAAUGUAUUUGAUAACCAACACACUUAGCGAUACAUGACGGUCUCGUAGCUGGGAAUUGAUGAUGCUGUCUAUGAGCUCCUGGGUUUUUGAAACGUAAAGUACAGUCCUCAGGAUUUACACGUACUCUACUAUACAUUUAACACGUUUAUAAGGGCCUCUAGCUGUACUGAUGCAAGAGCAUCAUCUCAGGUUGAAUCUGAGCAGACCGAUAUCUAUUUUGUACGACUCAAAAGUCCGGUUAGUUGGGGUUUGUAUUUGUAUUUUUUUUUGGUAUACGAGCAAGAGGAACCUUGAACAGUAGUCACUGUUCAUAUGUAAUUAGAAUUCAAAAAUGGAAAUCAUCCCGAGUAAGUGCUCAACUAACGUCUCGGCGGGUGAAACUUUAUUGCUGUCUGUCAGUGAGAUGUUUUCAUUUUUCACUAUUUUUCCUGGCAGUCAAGCAGAAUGUAACUGGAUAAAGUCUUAAAAUACACAAAGCACAUCUCUUGCCUGUGGACUCACUGAAGGACAUCACCCUUGGACUGUUCAAUAAAGGAACCCUUUAAAUCA